CGUUCAAUUAUUAAUGAAUUUUUAUCAAUCAAUCAAUUCAUAAUUUUUUUGCUUGUGUUUUUCAUUGUUGUUUCUCGUACUAUUUGGUCUCAUACCACCUGCACCGCACGCUGGUCAAUGCUCAUAGCAUUAAAGUUUUCGUGGUCGGAAAAAGUUAACUGAUCCGAUUAAAAUGAACGACGAAGAAAUAGAAAUAAUAAGUAGCAGCGCUGAUUUAAACGAAGUGGGCAAGGUUUUAAAAGAUUUUCUGAAAAAUAAUGAAAAUGUAUUUACAUUCCCCUUACUCUAUGAAGAAAACCGAAGAGUCAUUUUGUGGACAGCUCUGUUCCAGCGCCUUCAGCAGGAGUCAUCAGAGAAAAUACAUGAUUUGUGUUUAGCAGUAAUAAGAAUAUUGAGCCGAGACAAAACAGAAUUGGACAGUUUGGUCUGUGAGAAAUGGAUCACUACAUUAAUUGAGAGAGGAGGGUUAUACAAUUUUGUGAGUGUGGAAGAUGAAACAAAUUCACUAUUGGAUAUGCCAAACAAGGAAAUAGUUGUUGAGGCAUUGAAGUGUCUGUGCAACAUUGCCUUCAACAGCGAAGUGGCUAGAGCUCUGUGUGCACACACCAGCAUUGACCAAGCAUUAAUCGGUAGACUUAGAGUCUACAAAGACAUACCUUUUAAGGAAGAGGUGAUGCUUUAUGACAUGAAGCUACUUUUCAUCUUGACUGCUUUGAGGCAGGAUAUAAAGAAGAAAAUAAAAGAUGUGUUGCACGGCAUGGACUACCUGAUUAGUGGCUUGAAUGAGCUGUUGCUGGAAGCCACUUUGCCAGAGUCUGAAGCAAAUGCUUCAGCCUGUGCCAUUGAUGAGCAAAGUCACUAUUUACUUCAGGACAGUCACCAAGGGAUAGCAUGUGAGAUUUUGAAGACACAAUUUAACUUGAUAAUCCACUCAGGGUCAGAUGAGCCUGUGGAUGAGGAGGAAGAGGCCAUGUACCUGAAGCUGAUGCCAGUCCUGGCUGCACUGCUGUGUGCACAGGCCACCAGUGAAGCCAAACUUAUGGAGCUACACAUCAAUAUUGCUAAUUUGUUAACAAGUGUACCACCAAUGUUCUAUUCCUAUCUGACUCCUGAGUUGACUGUGGGAGAAGUGUGCCAACACGAGUUUGAAGGCAGGAAUAUGGAUGCUUUGGAGGCCUUGGUGCAGUUAUUACAUCAUCGUUUGGAGAGCACAGCAGGCACAAAGAACCAGUACGAGGACUUAUCGCCAAUCCUGACGGUGAUGGUCAAAAGCGCGCGCGGGUGCCGAGCGCAGCGCAAGUGGUUACGCGGGCGCGUGCUACCGCCACUUCGUGACGUAUCCCGUCCACCUGAGAGAGGCCGCACCACGCGCAACCAGCUGUGCCGACUGCUGACCACACCAGUGACGGCUGUCAGGGAUCUGGUGGCGGAGUUCCUUUUCGUUCUGUGCAAGGAGAAAGUGGGUCGCAUGGUAAAGUACACGGGCUUCGGCAACGCGGCGGGGCACCUAGCACAGAAGGGGCUUCUGGGCGGCGGGCGCGGCGCCCAAUACUCGUCUAGUAGCGACGACUCUGAUACCGAGGAGUAUCUGGAGGCGGCGCCACAUAUCGACCCGGUGGUGGGAUGCACCAGGCCCCCGCGAGCCGACCCCUUCGAAGGCAUGACUGAGGAGCAGAAAGAGUACGAGGCGAUGAAGCUGGUGAACCUCUUCGACAGGAUGGUUUCCGAAGGCGUGGUGAAGCCGGCGCGAGUGGGGCCCGACGGCAGGCCGCAGCCCAUCGAACACGUGAUGGAGUUCCGCGAACACGUGCCCAACAGGCCGCAGUCUUAGGCUUCACCUUUGCAAUGCCAGUGCUCACAGACCUGCCCUUUAUAUGCCGCGAUGGCACAGUCUAUAAGAGAGGGAUACAUCUGAGAUCAGGCAUUUAAAUGGUUAAUAUAAUAUAAAUCAGCAUACCACGCGAGUGAAAUUCAGGCCCGAAUGAAACUCAAGUUGAAUUCGAAUUUUGAGUUUUUAACAUCUUACAAAAAACCACUCAGACCAACGAGUGUAGAAACUACUGGAGCAAUGAAGAGUCUAAUGAGGAUCGAACUUCAUUGGGUUGUUUGAAAAUCUUUUUUGAAUUGGCAUUAAUAUGGCUAUGAUACAAAGGCAUUCCCUUGGGAUACAAAGAUAUACCCUACAACGAUUUUAUAAUAGACCACCGCUGUACCACGCGUGUCAUGACUUUUUCCAUUACACAAACAUAUUUUGGCGCUUCCUUUGUCUAGUAAAAUUGUGGCCAAGACACGUGCUGUACAACCUAUUUGACGUCAUGAGCUGGUUUCCAUACAGGGUUGUCAUUUGACAGCGUCGCGCGCUAUAGCGAUAGCGACAUACCUAACAACAAAACUAUAAUCUUAUAUGUUGUAAUAUGUUCUUCACGGAUUGUACUAAUAUCUCGUAAUACCUACUAUUACAAAUUAUGUACUGCUGUAAGUAAUGCAAGUGGAUUAUCCAAUGUGAGAUUGAAAUAUUUAUUAUUUAUAAAUAAAUAAAUUAUUUAGUAAUUAUCGCAUGACUAACAUUUUAGAAUGAUUCUAUCUUCAGUAGAUAAUAUGUAAUUAUAUUAGUUAAUGGUAGAUGUUUAAGAAUAAGAAGAGAAAGACUAGUGAUAUUGGUAGGCAAGCAGGUUGUGGAGAUAUCAGUGAUGGAAGCCAGAAAAUAUGUAUGUAGGUAGUAUCUACUAAACUGCCUUUUCAGGGUGUCUAUAUUUAUUUAUUUAGAAAUAUACUUUUAAUAUACAGAGUUAAUUUAUUAAGUAUACACCCUGUAUUGUGAGAAAGCUCGACACCUUUUUUAGAUUCGUUGCCAAACAUUGUAAGUCGUAUUUUAAUGUAAUUUACGAAGCUUUGAUCAUAUUAUCCUUUAGCCUUUUCCAAUUAAUGGCUGAUAGAUAUAAACUUUAAAGACAUAUUUUGUAUUCCUAUUUUGUUGUGCAAUAAGAAGGAAAUAAAAUAAUAUUAGUUUUUAUAUUCUUGGUUCAGUAUUGUUGCUAGUUAUUACAUGCAUUUCAAACUAAUCUAUGUAGUUACUAACUUAUUACUCGAACCGUAUCUGCUUUUCAGAAAAAGGUAGAGGUAUCAAAAAUUUUUGUAAUAAAAUUAUCUUGUUCAACUUUUCUAAUGAGUAUUAACGGCCUUAUUAGGCACUAGGCAAGUAGCGAACAAACUUAAGGUCUCUACAUUCUAGCGAGUCGCGGUAGAUGAUUUACCAAACUCCGUAAAGCAAGCUGUUUGCAAGAGGUUCCCGCGCUCAAUAAUGGUAUUGUCUUUACUUAUUCUGUGUAGACAUUUCGUCGUAAAUUCUUAAAAAAUAUUCAUAUUUCUUCUUAAUGGAAUACGAAAAUUAGACAAGUUAACUUGUUUUUAGCAGUUGCACGUUACGUAGGAAUCGAAAUUAAUCAGGCACUUUCGCGUAAAUCACUCACUUAUUUUACUUUGCCCAAAAAUUUUAUAAAAAAAGUUUCUUACGCUUAAAAAUCAUUAUUUUUAGCACUGGCUCGUAUAAAAUUUGUAAUUAUUGGUAGGGUUAAUGGUCAAAUGCCAAAAAUAAAUUACUUGUAUGACUGUAAUGGCCAUUCGCAAUCGAGUCGUAGAUACCGAUGUUUUUCACGAUUUUAGUUAAACCAAAAACUUGGCUGUAAUCUGAAUAAAGUAUUCUUUGAUCUUAUCAUUAAUGUAUUAAUUAUUGUUCAAUAUGCUAAA
Messenger RNA from Ostrinia furnacalis (Asian corn borer), 3747 nucleotides. RefSeq names its product ric8 guanine nucleotide exchange factor A (gene ric8a). The transcript is spliced from 8 exons. Gene Ontology annotation, biological process: G protein-coupled receptor signaling pathway. Lineage: Eukaryota; Metazoa; Arthropoda; Insecta; Lepidoptera; Crambidae. Gene Ontology annotation, molecular function: G-protein alpha-subunit binding; guanyl-nucleotide exchange factor activity. Gene Ontology annotation, cellular component: cytoplasm. The record is from RefSeq and is a predicted model, not a curated record. Bases 173 to 1831 code for a protein of 552 amino acids.